Tilletiopsis washingtonensis is the source of this 456-nucleotide messenger RNA. Its product is annotated as histone-fold-containing protein. Gene Ontology annotation, molecular function: TBP-class protein binding; general transcription initiation factor activity; protein heterodimerization activity. The record is from RefSeq and is a predicted model, not a curated record. Gene Ontology annotation, biological process: positive regulation of transcription by RNA polymerase II; RNA polymerase II preinitiation complex assembly; negative regulation of transcription by RNA polymerase II. The coding region runs from base 1 to 456 and encodes 151 amino acids. The transcript is spliced from 5 exons. Gene Ontology annotation, cellular component: negative cofactor 2 complex. NCBI's taxonomy places the organism in Eukaryota, Fungi, Basidiomycota, Exobasidiomycetes, Entylomatales.
AUGUCCGACGACGAGAACUUCGGGCCGGCGCUCGGCGGCAGCAGCGGCGCCGACGACGAGCUCAGCCUGCCGCGCGCCACGGUGCAGAAGCUCAUCGCCGAGCUCAUGCCCUCGGAGAUGAGCUGCGCCAAGGAGACGCGCGACCUCAUCAUCGACUGCUGCGUCGAGUUUGUGCAUCUGCUAUCUUCGGAGGCCAACGACGUGUGCGAGAAGGGCAGCAAGAAGACGAUCGCGCCGGAGCACGUCGUGACCGCGCUGAAGGAUCUCGGCUUCGAGGCUUACACGACGGAGGUGGAGGAUGUGCUGAAGGAGCACAAGGUGCAGCAGAAGGACCGCGAGCGGAAAACGACGCGCAUGGAAGACUCGGGCCUUUCGCUCGAGGAGCUCGAGCGGCAACAGCAGCUCCUCUUCGCCGCCAGCGCCGCACGCUACGACCCGUCGGCGUCGGCAAGCUGA